Molecule: messenger RNA, 5088 nt
Organism: Pediculus humanus corporis (human body louse)
Lineage: Eukaryota; Metazoa; Arthropoda; Insecta; Psocodea; Pediculidae
Product: Diacylglycerol kinase delta, putative
Exons: 25
Coding region: 1-5088 (1695 amino acids)
Biological process (GO): diacylglycerol metabolic process; intracellular signal transduction; lipid phosphorylation
Molecular function (GO): protein binding; ATP-dependent diacylglycerol kinase activity
Source: RefSeq, a predicted model, not a curated record
AUGAAUAUUUUAAGGGAAAGAAUGGAAAGUUUUGUUAUCGGUUGUAACGUGGAAAAUUUUUGUGGAACGUGCGGUCGUUUUGUGGGAAUAAAUAACGCUCUCAUAUUCGACGAGAUAGAAAUAUCGAAUAUAAGCUUCGGUCAAGUCGGUACGAAAAACACAAACAACAGUUUUCAAAUAAUAACGCCGUUCAGACGAUUGGUUUUAGCCGCGGAUACGAAAGCCGAAAUGGAAGAGUGGAUAGCAGCUUUGAAAGUUGCCAAUUCGAAAGAAUACUACGAGGGUGGAGAACACGAGGAUUUCUUAUCGGGUCACCAUCACUGGUACGCAACAUUCCACGCGAGGCCUACGUAUUGCAACAUGUGUAGAGAACCCUUGUCCGGCGUCACUUCCCACGGGUUAUCUUGCGAAAUAUGCAAAUGUAAAGUUCAUAAAAGGUGCGCGGUCAAAACUCUUCCCAAUUGCAAAUGGACGACACUCGCGAGCAUAGGUCAAGACAUAAUAGAAGAUGAAUUUGGGAACGUCAUUAUGCCUCAUCAGUGGAUCGAGGGAAAUUUACCCGUAUCGUCAAAAUGUUCGGUUUGCGAUAAAACGUGCGGAUCCGUUUUAAGACUGCAAGACUGGAGGUGCCUAUGGUGCAGAGCGUUCGUACACACGGCUUGCAGACCACAACAUCCCGUUAAAUGCCCUCUGGGUUUGGCUAAAGUUUCCGUUGUACCCCCUACGACUCUCAACAGUAUAGGUAACGACGAAGCUUGGGAAGCCGUUCGACCUCAGGGCUGUUCGCCACUUUUGGUUUUCGUAAAUUCUAAAUCGGGAGAAAAUCAAGGGAUAAAAUUUUUAAGACGUUUCAAGCAAUUGUUGAAUCCUGCUCAAGUUUUCGAUUUGAUUCACGGGGGACCCGGACUCGGAUUGAGAUUGUUCAGACAUUUCGAUCCUUUUCGAAUAUUGGUUUGCAGCGGAGAUGGAUCCGUCGGUUGGGUACUCUCGGAAAUCGAUAGGUUAAACAUGCACAAACAAUGUCAAAUCGGAGUUCUUCCAUUGGGUACGGGUAACGAUUUGGCACGAGUACUCGGUUGGGGCGCUUCUUGCGACGAUGAUACUCACUUACCUCAACUUCUCGACAAAUACGAAAAAGCAUCGACCAAAAUGUUGGACAGGUGGAGCGUGAUGACGUUGGAAAGAGGAAUGAUACUUCCCACCACGGUCAGUAAACUUUCCCUCGACGAAACUUUACUCGCGCUCACGGUAUCCGAAUACGAGAACAACGUCAUGUCUCAUCUAGCUAAAAUAAUACAAUCGGAUCAACAUUCCGUAGUCAUAUCUUCGGCAAAGAUAUUAUGCGAAACGAUAAGAGAUUUCACGUUAAGGUUAGCUCAUUCGAGUCUCGCACACGGAGACGAUUUACUCAGCGAAAAAUGUCAACAGUUAAAUAAUAAAUUAGAUAUGUUGGUUCAAAUUUUAGAAGAAGAAGGAGGUGGGGGAGGAGGUGGUGGAGGAGGAGGAGGGGUCGCUCCAAAAAUUUUAAGUAAAAAACCGAGCGAUUCGAUAAGUUCCGAAGAUGGUGAAAAAUUGGCGAAAGAAAAACAGGAAAAGGAUUUUAUUAAUCUGAGAGAAAAAUCCAAUAAAAUUAACGUGGAAAAAGACGCACUCGUUUCAAGAGCGAACAGUUUAAAAAAGGCGGUGAGUCAAUUGGUUGAAUACGUCGAAAGUGCCGUAGAUAUGCAAAACGUUCAAGAAACGUCUGGAGCCACGACCACUCAAGCUCUUUUUAGAAUUCAAACAUUGGGAAAGAAUGAAUUAGAAGUGCCUAAUAAAUUUCCUAAAAUCAAGUCUGUACCUUUUGAAAGUUCAUUGGGUACUUUGCCUAAAUGCGAUGACACUCAAAAAUUUUUUCUGUUGCCUUCUCCCGUUCAUUCUUGUUCUUCGUCGAGGUCGCCGUCGAACGCGGAUAUUCGUAUCAGUUCUCUAUCACCUUUGCCGGACGUGAGACGUGAAUCGGCAUCAGACGAAAUGAUAACGUUACCCGUGCCUAACGAAUUUGCCGAUAAUUUAGCUCGGAGAAGGAGUUUUCCGUUGGGAAAAGAAACCGAAGGGGGUGUUGUACCUUCGCAAAAUUUGGCCGUGCCUCUCGAUAUCGAUAUUAAAUUAUUCAAAGGUGACGUGAGCGUGGAAAGAAAUUUACUCAAGUUCGAAAAAGAUGUUUUGUGCGAAUUCGAAAACAGUCAAAGUUCGAGUUUGUGGGAAAAUGUCGUUUCCUCAUUGAACGAAGACGCGAGGAAUUUAGUCAUCGAAAACAAAGGAAUGACGAGUUCGCAAGACAUCGUCGCAGAACGAGGACGACGACUCCUCCUCCCCGACGACGACGACGACGACGAAAAGGAAAAAAUUAUAAAAAUCGUUACGACCGAAAUGAAUUUAAACGUGGAAAUAGAAGAAAGUACCACCGAUGGUCGAUCAAACGAAAAUGGUAAAAAGGAAAAAGAACCCGAAGGUACGGAUAAAAGGGAUAGCGAACCUUAUUUAUUUCUAACCGGAGGAACUUGCGACGACGAUCUGGAAAAAACGUUCAAUAAAAGAAUCGACGAAAUGGAUUUGUCGCACAUCGAUUCGUCGGAAUCCCCAUCCGAAGAAACGUCGCCCCCGAAUCAAGGUUCGAGUCCACCCCUGGGACGCAUCGCACCCGGUCCCCCUCGAAUCGUACACAAAAGUUUCACGGAAAAUUUUUUAAGAGUUAAAGAAGAGGGGAAAGUUUCGAAAAGUUUGACGGAGAUUAAUGGAGAUUAUUUAAAAUUGGUAAAAUGUUACGACGAUGGUCGUUUAUUUUCAGACGAGGGAAAAAUACGACGUCACAGCGAUAUAAAAACAAGCAAAGACAUAACGAACGCGAUGAAUUUGGCAAAAAAGAGUCCCUACAUAGACGAAGAACAUUUGUUAUGUCGGAAAGAUAGCAGAAGAUUAUAUUUGGAAAACGAUAUCGAUAUAACGGACGAUAUCGAACUCGAACCGGAAUUGAGAUGCAGUUUGGCUCAUUUCGUCGAAGGGAACGACAUCGCGAGAAUGUCAUUCAAGAAAAAACCGCGAAGAAUCGUCAAAAAACUCGAAGAGGAUUUGACUUCCGAUUUGGUUAAAAUUCAAUUUAAAGGUUCCAACGGCGACCUGACCAAAGAAUGGAAUGAAAAAUUUAACGAAGGCAACAAAAUGGAUGUGAUAUCCGGUCCGGGAUAUUCCGAAACGGAUGAUGAAGAUGUGGAUUUGACGAGGGUCGACGUUGACAAAUCGAAAGUUAAAAUCGAUUCCGUUCCCGAAUUUCAAUUCGUCAUCGAUCCUCCUUCGCCCGUGCACGAAGACGAAACGAGAAGGUCGAGCGGGGAAUCCAAAGGAAAACUAUCGGCUCUCACUUCCGUUUCCACUGGCCUUUUGCAAGCAUCACCUCAAGCGACUCGUCGCGUUUCCAAUUGCAGUCUCAUGAAAGCGGAAAUAAUGGAAUUUGUGGAAUCGAGAAAUCGAUCGAAAAGUUUCGAUAAAUCCGACGUCGACGUCGUUAAAAAACUCCCCAUCAUUAAUCCACUCGUCAGACUUCCCAUGUGGCCAAACGUUUCCGGAGGAGCCGGACUCAUAUCUCAGGUUUUAUUAGCCAAUGCAGAUGCUCUUUGCGCGACGGCAGCGCCUCUCAUGGAUUUCGACGAAACACUCUUACAAGGUUUUUACGAAAAAUGCGUCAUGAACAAUUAUUUCGGAAUCGGUAUCGAUGCGAAAAUCGCGUUGGAUUUUCAUCACAAGAGAGAAGAGCAUCCUGAAAAAUGUCGAUCCCGGGCUAAAAAUUACAUGUGGUACGGAGUUUUAGGAUCGCGAGAAUGGCUUCAAAAAACUUAUAAGAACUUGGAACAACGCGUACAACUCGAAUGCGACGGACAAAGAAUACCAUUACCAUCUCUUCAAGGUAUCGUCGUUUUAAACAUUCCCAGCUUCAUGGGCGGAACGAAUUUUUGGGGUGGAAAAGAAGAAGACGAUUGUUUUUUGGCACCGAGUUUCGACGAUAAGAUACUGGAAGUCGUGGCGGUUUUCGGUUCCGUUCAAAUGGCGGCUUCUCGUUUGAUCAACCUCCAACACCACAGGAUAGCUCAGUGUCAAACCGUACAAAUCAACGUUUUAGGAGACGAAGGUGUACCCAUUCAAGUGGACGGAGAAGCUUGGAUACAACCUCCUGGAGUCAUAAGAAUCAUACAUAAAAAUCGAAUGCAAAUGUUGUGCAGGAACAGAGCAUUAGAAAACUGUUUGAAAUCGUGGGAAGAAAAACAAAGGCAAUCGCAACAAGUGCAAACUCAACAACUGACUCAGGCAUCUCAAACCGUCGCGACGAGUAGCAGUCACAGCAGCACCGGAGUAGAAACAAAUUUCCCGACAUUAUUAACCGAAGAAGAAAGUCGACUCUUGUUCGGAUUCAUUGAAGUCACGACGACUUUGGUCAAAUGCGUUCAGUUGGUGACCAUAAGUCACAACACUUUGGACACGGAAUUGUACAAUUUGGCGACGAAAACGACAAAAAGUUUGGAAAACGUACAUCCGGGUGGGAAAAUUUUAGAAGGACCCGAAUUAAGAUUAAAAGUAACAGAAUUGGUCAAUUCGGGAAAAGAUUUAUACGAAGAAGUUUGUUCAAUGUUGAGAGACAAAGGAUCUAAUUUGAAAUUAAGGGAAGACAUGGAGGGAAAAUUAAAUUCCGCAUUAGCCGACAUGGAAAUCGAACUGAGGAAAUGUUCCGUCGACGAAAACGGUUUGGUGGGUUUACAUCACAUAUUCGAACAGUCGGGAACGAACAAGGGAAGAGGACGAGGAUUGUUUUGGUUGAAAUUACGACGUCACGGAGGGAAUCAACGUCAGAGGGAGGCAUCGUCGUGGGGAGUCGCAGAAGUUUCCCAAUGGUUGGAAUCCCUUCAACUCUCCGAAUACGUGGAUUCGUUUGCUAAAAACGACAUACGAGGAAAAGAACUCAUUGCUUUGGCGAGAAGAGAUCUCAAAGAUUUGGGAGUGACAAAAGUCGGACACGUCAAAAGGAUAUUGCAAGCGAUACGGGAUUUGAAUACAUGA